This is a messenger RNA of Corythoichthys intestinalis (scribbled pipefish), 3073 nucleotides long. RefSeq names its product SPT2 chromatin protein domain containing 1 (gene spty2d1). Gene Ontology annotation, molecular function: histone binding; DNA binding. Gene Ontology annotation, biological process: nucleosome assembly; transcription by RNA polymerase I. Bases 1153 to 3003 code for a protein of 616 amino acids. The transcript has 6 exons. Gene Ontology annotation, cellular component: nucleolus. The record is from RefSeq and is a predicted model, not a curated record. Lineage: Eukaryota; Metazoa; Chordata; Actinopteri; Syngnathiformes; Syngnathidae.
GAAAUGGGCGGGGUAGUGGGAAUUAUUAAGUGGGUCAAAAAAAACAUUUGGACAAUUUUGACUUCUGUUUAACAGCUAAAAUUUUACUAAUUGGCUGAUGUUUGCUUCUUUAAAAAUCAUCUGCUUUUUUCAUUUACCAGACACUAACCUUGGCAAAUGAACACUUAAAACUGCUAAAACUUGGUAAACAAAUCAACUUUCCUUCUGUUAAAACGGCUUAAAUAUGAUUUUUCAAAACAAGUAAAUGGCUGUUAUUGACGGUGGGCGGUAGAUGAACCAGCGCGACUUUUAAGAAUAAUCUAUUCUUACAUGAAUCUCACAGUAACCUUAGGAUAUUACCACUUGAAAAAUGUGACACUUGGACAACAAAUCACCAUCAACUUCAUUUUAAAUGGCCUGCCAAUGACAAACGUUCAGUCCGUCUGGAAUUAAAUGGACAACACUGAAUGGAUUGGACGUGUAUCCCCGUCAAUGGCACCGAAACAUGAGCGUUUAACGUCAACCAUCCCAGUUCAAACGGAUUUGACUUCGUCAAUGCGAAGUGAAUACGUUAACAACAGCGUCCUCGUGUGGUGGGAUUACUUCAGAGCGGAGUUUUUUUCCCCCCUGAACUAUUUUAAAUACCAAAAAAAAAACAUUUUUAAAAAUGUGAUUUGCAUGUCGACACCCGUUCAGUCCCAACGCACCACCGACUCAAAUUACAUUCCGCUAAAUGAUGGAAUUAUGAAUCUAAAAAAAAAUGUUUCAUCCUUGAGCAUCAUAUGCUAGCAGCUUGGUCAACCACGGAAGUGAGCAACGUCGAACCGUUUCCGGUUUUGACGCCUGUGACACUUGGUUAUUUCUCGUCCGAAACGUCGACCAAACACCACUUGCUCAUUGUGGUCGAGUCGUUAAAACAAUGACCUAAUUUAAAACUACUGGUCGAACGUGUCGGCGACGUCAUAUCCCGCCCUGGGCUUCUCGGUUAGCUGACGUCGUCUUAGCUAACUUUGCUACUAGUUGUACACCUCACUCGUCACCCACUUUUGCUAGCUAGCUAGCAAGUCUCGGCUUGGACGUAGAAAUAACGCCGAAAAGAAAGUGUUGAAACCAAGUUAAAAGUGUGGAGUUCGGCUCCCGGAAAAAGGACGGCUGACACCACAUGCUGCCAAAAUGAUGGACUUUGACAAUGUGCUGUCAAUCGCCACGCAAAACCAGGGAGUCAGCGGCGUACAGAAGAGAUAUAGUUUACAAGCGGGCCCCCCUAAAAAAGACCCCAAGUCAAAAGGGGUGAAUCCAGCAGCCGUGCAGGCACUCCUGCAGAAGCGACAAAAUGAGGCCAGAAAGAAAGAAAUCGAAUUUAAGAAACAGAAGGAGGACCUCCUGGCUAAAAGGGUGGAGCUAAAGUCGGAUCGGAAGGCCAGAGCCAUGGCUUCCAGAACCAAAGACAAUUUCCGAGGUUACAACGGCAUCCCGGUGGUGGACGUUCCCAAGAAGAGGCGCUCCAAGCAGGACGCGGAGACGGACGGGAAUCGGGAAACCUUUCGAAACCGUUACGUCGAGCCGGAGGACGACGGAGACGACGCCGAGUACGGCCCGACGGAUUCCGAACCCGACGAGGAACCGGAACCUCUCGGGAAAGACUCUCCUAAAAAAAAACUCGGCGGCGCUAAUCCCAAAUCGGCGCCGCCCCGCAUGAACUUUGCGGACUUGCUGAAAUUGGCGGAGAAGAAGCAGCACGAGCCGGUGGAGCUGAAAGCCAAAGCGGCCAAGGAGGAAAGGCUCCGGACGGCCGACGAGUUGAAGGAGCUGGAGCUGGAACGGAGGGCCAAAAACCGACACCGUCGGCCCGACGGGGAAGGGAGGCCUCCGUCCGACGUCGGAAAAAAUGAAGUCAAGAACAAGAGUUUAUCCGAAAAGCCCGACCCGUCCAAGGGAAUGUCGAGAAAGCCGUUAGCCCCGCCUCCCAAGGAGCGAGAUGGCGCCAAAACGCCGCUUCCUCCCAAAGCCAAACCGUCGUCACCCGCUACCCCGGGAAUCCCAAAAGAAAGCACUUCAUCAGUUCAAGGGCGACCGCGGUCCAAGAUUCACACAAGCAGAGAUGUCAAACCGUCUCUGAAUGAAAACACGACAAAAAACAGGCCGGGCGUGGCAAAGCCGGACCCGGAACUUCAGAGAGAAGCGGAAAAAUCUGCUCCGAAACAGGGACGCGAUUCCGCGGCUCGCCCUCCGGGAGGUACUAAAAUUCAGACUCCCGGCGCUCGGGCUCCACCUGCCGGCGCUCGGGCUCUGCCCACCGGAGUUCGGACUGCGCCCGCUAGAAUUCAAGCUCCUCCUGCCGGUGCUCGGGCUCCACCCGCUGGAUUUCGGACUCCUCCUGCCGCCGCCGGCGUUCGGGCCCCUCCUGCCGGCGUUCGGGCCCCUCCUGCCGGCGUUCGGGUCCCUCCUGCCGGCGUUCGGGCCCCUCCUGCCGGCGUUCGGGCCCCUCCUGCCGGCGUACGGGCCCCUCCUGCCGGAGUUCGGGCUCCCCCCGCCGGCGCUCGGACGGCCGACGGGCGAGGCUCAGGACCCGGGAGGCCCCAGUGCACGGUGGUGUCCCGGACCAUCUCGUCCGGAAACGUCAACUCGCUCAGACCCGGAGGGGUUCCGUCUCGGUCGGGGAUCCCGCCGAGACCUCUCAACAGACCGCCAGGUCCGCCGCUCCCGCCCAUCACCAUCGCGUACAAGAGAAAAUACGAGGAGGAGGAAGAGGAAUACGAUUCGGAAAUGGACGACUUCAUCGACGACGGCGGCGACGAACAGGAGGAGGUUUCCAAACACAUCAAGGAAAUCUUCGGCUACGACCGAAGCAGGUACAAGGAGGAAAGCGACUACGCCCUCAAGUUCAUGGAGAGCAGCUGGCGAGAUAUGCAGAAAGAGGAAGCCAGGAGUCUCAAAAUGGCCGUGCAGGAAGAUCUGGAGGAGGAGAAGAAAGAGCAAGAGGAGAUGAAACGCUUGAACGCCAAGCGCAGAAGAAACAACUGAACCCUGGUCCUUUAUUUCCUUGGUUUUGGCUAACCUUCAAAGGAAAAAAAAGAAUGUUCUUGACCUUAAA